UGCCACACUCCAGUCCGGGUUUUGAAAUUCUCUGCGGGCAAAGAAGCUUAUCUACUCUUCCUUUGUGUUUGAACCUUUUUCAGUCAGCUCUGUGGGACCCGGGAACACAGGAGAGAAACGUUUCUGUCUGCCACUUUCGUAGUUCACUCAUGUCUGUGGGACAAGAACCCAACUUCUCCAGUGAUGAGGUGUUUAUCAGCCGGUUUCCCAUCCACCGCGCUUGUCGGGAUGGAGAUGUUGGAGCUUUGGUCUCACUGUUACAGCAGCUCCCAAAUCAGGCUCAUUUGACUUCCGAGGACUCUUGCUACGGAUGGACCCCAAUGCACUGGGCUGCUCACUAUGGACAGCUGGAGUGUUUGGUACAUCUGGUGCAGAUGGGUUGUGAGGUGAACAUGGUGACCAGCCGCUUCAACCAGACACCAACACACACUGCAGCAUUUGGAGGACAUUCUCACUGUGUGGUGUGGCUGACUCAGGCUGGAGCUGACGUCAACAGGCAGGAUUUUGUAGGUGAGGCUCCCAUCCACAAGGCAGCUCUAGCAGGUAGCUUGGAGUGUAUCCAGGUCCUGUUGAUAGCAGGUGCUAAACCACAUUUAAGGAAUGCCAGUGGGCAAACAGCAGCAGACCUGGCCCACACUCACGGCUUCCACGACUGUUUCCGCUUCAUCACCAAAACCCAGAAGCACCUGCUGCAGCUCAGUGGACUCCACGUGAGCGGAGUGCAGAAUGGAAACAGUGUCCCGUGUGGUCAGGGCCUGCUCAGCAGAAAGAGGCUGCUGACUGAUGUGGACACUGGUCACAUGAAGAAAGCCAAGACAGCUGAUACUGUUUUGGUGCAGAUGCAGAGCAGUGGAGGUGAGGAGCUGGAGAGCAUGAACAUGGAAUCUGCACAGGAGCUCAACUCAGCAGAUGACUACACGAAAGCCAUCACCAAUGGCCUUCAUCACACACUGCCUUAUGCUGACCAGGAUGGUCCUGAGCCACCUAAAAACCUCUCCUCAUCCUCCCCUCCAGCCAAUCAGCAGGCAGCAGCGCCUGCUCAGCACUCUUUUGCUGACAUGUGUGGUUCACUGCAUCUGACCAGCAGUCCCAGCAGCUGUGUGUCCCACCGGCCGGCCUGGUGGGGGCUGAUGGGAGCAGACUGCGGGGACUUCCUGCAUUACGGACACUACCAUGGCUUUGGAGACACAGCAGAGGAGCUGAGUGACAGCAGCCACCUCGACUACAGCAGCAGCACCCAGGCUGAGCACAGAUACAAGCAGGCUGUGGCCAGCACCAUCCACCUCUACCACGGCUCAUAAAGACAGAGGGUUAGCCUUCACAGCCAGCCUCCUGGAGACAAGGAAGGAUUACUCUUUGAUAUGCUUUCUCUUAACUUGCUUUAAAGAACACUGACAUUUUGGGAAAUAAUCAUUUGAUGCCAAAACAUCAGCAGAUGAAGCUGGACACAGAUCAGGGAGGUCAUUCACACUCCCAUAUUGGAUCGCCUAGCCUAGCUUCACCAAAAGAGAAAGAAAUCUGUCCCCAAACAACUCAAACUAAUUAAAAUAUUGUAUGUUAAUAUAGUCAACAAAUAUUUUAGAAAUAAAAAUGUAAAAAGAUAAUUGUGGUUCAAGAUCAAUUAGCAGAUAGAGAGAGAUAUUUUUUCUCCAACAACUGGUGGGUGCAGUGACUGCACACAGUAGGCUGUGUCCCAGUUCCACACCACAUACUAUACUAAUUGUCAUAAUUUAUACUAAUUUGCACUUAGUAUGCAACUCAGCAGCUUCUCCAUUUUUCUUUGUGCAUUGUAGGACAACAGUGUGCAUCACACUCAAAAUCUAGUGUUUUUUAGUCUUUUUGAGUAUACUUAAUUUAGUUCCUUUUUCGAUGUGAACACAUCACACUCAAAAACUGUUCAGCAUUAGUGUUUAAAAUGGAAAUGGGACACAGCUAGUAUCAAAUAAUCCUGUCGUCAUAGUGGGGUUGCCAGGUAUCAAUACUGACUUGGGGGUAGUGGUGACUAGCUUGCAAACAAUAAAUCAAACAGCUGUAGGAAGGUGUCAUUUUUUUGACAGGUCUUCAUAAUGAACAGCUGGAGUAGUGGAUUGUUGAGGACUGCACCUGUGUGACAAUCAUACAGUUUGUAUGAGGCCAGUGUUCUAACUAUUUCUUUCCUGAACUUGCUUUGUCACCCUCUAAUCUCUAUACAUCCUCAGUGACGUCAAGUGUAAAGAAACACACACAUCAUUUCCUUCAAUGUAUUUCUGUAUUUACAACAUUCACCUUUCUGUUAGUCUACUGCUAAUGCUGGUUUGCACUAUUAAGGGCAGUCAGAUUGGAUUAUGUGGUGUUUUGUGUAUGUGGACAGUAGUUGAGGUGUGUGUUGGUAGAGGCUGUCUUCUCUGAUUGUGGCCUGAUCUGCUGUCCUUCAGCAGGGAAGAACAACUGCACUGACACUGAUAAUGCCUUGUUAGCCUUGAUCUACCAAAGGGAAAAUGUUAUUGGUUUGUGUUUUUUGUUGCAUUUGAAAUAAUUUGUUAUUUAUGUUUUAGAGCAGAUGAAUGUCUUUAUUCAGAGCUGUACUGUAAUUUUAUAAAGCAUACUAUAGGCUUUUUGGGAAUCUUUCAGAUUAUUGUAACAUAGACAGUGUGCUGAAGGCAUGCUGCCUCUUUUUAUAAACACUAUUGUCAGCUGUGUGGAAAUGUGCACUGUGUGCCAAAAACUGACUUACACCAACCAACCACUGCUGCUUUUGACAACUGUUUUAUACUUGUUCUGGUUUUGCCUCUUUUCAUAUUAAAACAUGUUUUGCAGUUCCAGAAAAAUUGUACAAAGUGAUGAGUCUUUGAUUCUUUAUGCUGUGAGGGAUUUUUAUCAGUUGUGGUUUCAGUAUCUUUUCAUUCUUUAUGUUAAAUAAAAAGUACUUCUAAAAUUGUCUUGACA
This is a messenger RNA of Siniperca chuatsi (mandarin fish), 2925 nucleotides long. Its product is annotated as ankyrin repeat domain-containing protein 10-like. Bases 150 to 1301 code for a protein of 383 amino acids. The record is from RefSeq and is a predicted model, not a curated record. Gene Ontology annotation, molecular function: protein binding. The transcript is spliced from 6 exons. Lineage: Eukaryota; Metazoa; Chordata; Actinopteri; Centrarchiformes; Sinipercidae.